AAGGGAACGUCCAGUUUCGGAAAGCGCCACAACAAGACCCACGUCUUGUGCCGACGAUGCGGUAACCGGUCGCUCCACGUCCAAAAGCACACCUGCUCCAACUGCGGAUACCCAGCAGCCAAGACCCGAAAGUACAACUGGAGCGAGAAGGCCAAGCGGAGAAAGACCACCGGCUCUGGUCGCAUGCGAUCCCUGAAGCUCGUCCCUCGCAAAUUCUCCAACGGUUUCCAGCAGGGUACCCCCAAGGGUGCUCGCGGCGCGACUGCAUCAGCAUAA
This is a messenger RNA of Dissoconium aciculare CBS 342.82, 276 nucleotides long. RefSeq lists its product as uncharacterized. The record is from RefSeq and is a predicted model, not a curated record. The transcript is spliced from 3 exons. Gene Ontology annotation, cellular component: cytosolic large ribosomal subunit; ribosome. Lineage: Eukaryota; Fungi; Ascomycota; Dothideomycetes; Mycosphaerellales; Dissoconiaceae. Gene Ontology annotation, molecular function: RNA binding; structural constituent of ribosome. Gene Ontology annotation, biological process: translation. The annotation marks the transcript as partial.